Molecule: messenger RNA, 2978 nt
Organism: Myripristis murdjan (pinecone soldierfish)
Lineage: Eukaryota; Metazoa; Chordata; Actinopteri; Holocentriformes; Holocentridae
Product: melanopsin-like
Exons: 11
Coding region: 13-1902 (629 amino acids)
Biological process (GO): visual perception; G protein-coupled receptor signaling pathway
Cellular component (GO): membrane
Molecular function (GO): G protein-coupled receptor activity
Source: RefSeq, a predicted model, not a curated record
UGUUAGAGUGGGAUGGGAGAGCAGGGUGGUGAUGAUGAUUGGCCUCUUGGACGCGGCUCCUCUCUAGACUACCUGACCAACACCCUGCCCACUUCUCCUCCACUUCUCACAUUUCCCAACCCAUUUUCUCGCCUGAAUCUACUUCCACUGAUGGACUCUCGGCUGCUGAUCGGCCCGGGUCUCUCUACACCGGACCCGACCACCACCACCGCCGCCGCCGCCGCUGCCGGGACCGUGGAGAGCCGUGCCACCUGGAACAUCAGCUCCGUCAGCGCUCACCGGCUGAUGGAGCUGCCUCCCGUCGCCACUUCUGUGUCCAUUGUUCCCAGUCACCCUUUCCCAACGGUGGACGUACCGGACCACGCCCAUUACGCCAUCGGUGCUGUCAUCAUGGCCGUGGGCAUCACAGGCAUGCUGGGAAACUUCCUGGUCAUGUAUGCCUUCUGCAGGAGCCGGAGCUUGCGUACCCCAGCCAACAUGUUCAUCAUUAACCUGGCCAUUACGGACUUCCUCAUGUGUGUCACACAGACACCCAUCUUCUUCACUACCAGCAUGCACAAGAGGUGGAUCUUUGGAAAAAAAGGUUGUGAGUUGUAUGCAUUCUGCGGGGCGCUGUUUGGCAUCUGCAGCAUGAUAACUCUGAUGGUGAUUGCGGUGGACCGGUACGUGGUGAUCACCCGGCCGCUGGCCUCUCUGGGGGUGAUGUCUCGCAGGAAAGCCCUCAGCAUCUUGGCUGCUGCCUGGCUCUAUUCCAUGGGCUGGAGCCUGCCGCCCUUCUUCGGCUGGAGUGCGUACGUCCCAGAGGGCCUGCUGACAUCGUGCUCCUGGGACUACAUGACGUUCACGCCGUCCGUCCGCUCCUACACCAUGCUGCUCUUCACCUUCGUCUUCUUCAUCCCCCUCUCCAUCAUCAUCUUCUGCUACUGCCGCAUCUUCACAGCCAUCAGGCGCACCACCCGGGCCAUAGCAAAGAUCACCUGUGAGGGGAACAGAGACUCCGUGAAAAGGUUCCACAAGAUGAAGAGUGAAUGGAAGAUGGCAAAGAUUGCGCUCAUCGUCAUCCUGCUCUACGUCAUCUCCUGGGCCCCAUACUCCUGUGUGGCCCUCACUGCAUUCGCUGGGUAUGCUGAUAUGCUGACUCCCUAUAUGAAUUCUGUUCCUGCUGUGAUCGCCAAAGCCUCCGCUAUCCACAACCCCAUUAUCUAUGCUAUAACACACCCCAAAUACAGGUCAGCUAUCAGCAGGUAUGUUCCCUACCUCGGCGCGUUGCUGUGUGUCACUGGUAGAGACCGUUUCAGCAGCAGCAGCUUCCAGUCCACCCGCCGAUCGACCCUCACCAGCCAAUCAUCAGAGAGCACCCGCGUCACCAAGCCCCACCUCUCCUCCCAGUCUGACAGCGAAUCAGCAGGCUUCCCAGACAUGGAGGUGGAGCGGACGCCUGUGAGUCGUCAGUUGUCCAGUGAUGUCAAACAGGUGCACCGUGCAAGCCAGAGGUCAAAGGUGAGGGGUCGCGACUUGGAGGUUUUUGAGAGAGCCGCCACGCAAAACCCCAGCGACCCGUCCACAUGUCGCCUCUCACAGAUCAGUACUCUAGCAGACCCUGAAGGCAUCUCCAUGUCCCACAUCGGCCUGCAGCCAAGCAGCCAUCUGCCUGCCACUCCGGAGUGUGUGAUGGAGGAGCCGGGGUCAAAAGCCGCGUGCAAAGAGACGUCCUCCAUCAUUGUCACCUCCAUCUCCAGCCCCACCCUCUUGGAAAGUCCGCCACGUUUCCACGGCAACCAAGCGGCCAACCUCAAACUGACCAAAAAUCCGAGCUGCAUUGCUAAGGAGCUCCUGGAGAUAGCCAGGCUGGAAACACCACUGCCCUGCGUCGCUGCACAGAAGCGCAACGACAGUGUGUAACGGUGUAACUCAGUGAGUGUGUGUGUGAGUGUGUGUGUGUGUGCGCGCAUGUGCUGUGUUGUGUGUAUGUGCGCCUCAUAGUCCCCUCUGUGGGAAUUUUCUCUACCAGCAUGCUAUUUGCUAUUCAUGGCAUCUGAGAGCCGGUGCACGCUGUCUUUUGUCUUUUUUUGUACAGCGUUGAAGCAUGAGUGUGUGUAUGUGUGUGUGUGUGUGUGAGUGUGAAUGUGUUUACAUACAUUUUCCAACGUGGUGACCUUGGAGCCAAUGGCAGAGGAACAAAUCAGCCUUAGUCAACACACAAUGUGAAAAGAAGUUUUACCCUAUGUGUUCUUGCUCUGUUUUUUUUUUCUACUACACUUGAGGAUGUGCAAAUGUGAACACUGUUAUUAUAUAAUGUUUUCCCAGCUAGUCAUGACACACACACACACACACAUACUACACACAGGACAGGACAAGAGAGGACACAGCCAGCCUCUUUCCCCCCUCUAGCUCUUUGUCAAUGAUUUUUCCGUUGCAGGGAACAUGAGGUAGCUGGGUUGACAGAUCAGGACUCUGUAAAUAUGUCAUAACGCCACAGCACCUCUGCCACCUCUCACCCAGCUCUGUGUGUGUGUGUGUUUGUGUGGGCAUUGUGUUUGCAGGGGCACGGGUUCAUUUGAUAAGUCCAAAGGUCACUGCCGAGAGGUUUGUUUUGCAGGCUGCAUAAGAUCCUGGCCCACUGCCCUAAACUCACAGCGCCACGCCGAUAAGCUGUGUGUGCGUGUGCUGGAUUUCGGUCCCAAUCGCAAAACCUAAUUCGAGAGGCGAGUUAAUGGCUCGCUCCAUAAUUGGCCUCGCAAUGCAACAUGCACAUGCAAACCCAAGGACAUUCAAAAUCCAACUCCAACAACUCUGUUUCCCCUUGCUUGUCACUUUUGGAGUCGCUCCUUUUUGUCCAUGUUGUCCAUGCACACUGUGGUUUCCUUUGAGAUUCCUUAGAUUGCUGCAUCGUUGACUAUGAUUGUAUUAAUCAUUAUAAUGUUGAAAAAGAUCUAGCGAGUGUUUUUUUUUUUUUUUUUUUUUUGUUCUAUGUUGGU